UUACCAAUAGAACACGAUCGGUCAUUAUAACAUGACCUCAGAAAAACCGUUCAGAUCACAUUUAUGUCUAUAAUGAGGUCGGCGGAAUCGUCGUCGAAAACACCAUCACUCGUUCAUUAGCAUUCGGAAGAUCUGAGCCCAGCCGGCAUCUCGCUUUAGGCCAGUCACUUUCUGCACGGAGUCCGCGAGUGUAAUGGCGAAUCAACCAGCUCAAAUCAUUCGUCUAUUCCUCGUACUUUCUGUUGGAGUUGCGAUUAUAUCUGGUAAUUCUGAGGUGAGCACGACAUUGGAUCGACUUUUGAGCGGUUACGACAAACGCGUUCGCCCGCAGUUUCGUUUCGACCCAGAUGUCGUCCAAACCACAGCCAUCAUUCACGACAUCGUCCCUCACGACGACAGUAGAACAGUAACCUUGAGUGUCACCCUCACGGAGACUUGGGAUGACCAACGCCUCGUUGACGCAGCCAGCUUUCGCGAGAUCGCCAUAAAGGAACUUUAUGAACGCCUUUGGCUACCAGACACCAUGUUCCAUGGCGCGAAGGAUGUCAAGAACACUGCAGGUUUCACUGUGAUGCUCAGGACUACCGGCAGCGUGUCUGUGACAAGAAGGUUGGUCGUGACCAUGAAAUAUAAAACAUACUCGGGGUCAUUUCCGCUGGUCAGUGACAUAUGUAAGCUUCGGAUACGAUCGGAAUCGUAUCCGGAAGACCAAAUACGUCUAAACUGGACAUCGGAGGCAGUGCAAUGGGAUCCUGAAAUAGAGCUUCCUGGGUAUACGCUGGAGAAUAAACUGGUUUCUCAAGAAACUGUAGAGACUAUGUUAGGGGAGAGCUUCUCUGAGCUACACUUCUCGUUCGUCAUCAAACAUCAGUACUCCGCGCUCAUUCUUUGUCUUGUGGGACCGAUGGUCUUCGUCCUCCUGUCUUUUGCCUCGUUCUGGGUGUCAAGACACGCCCUCUUUGGACGUUUCUGUUACCUUGUUGUGCUCAGCAUUAUGCAGUGUACUCACGCUGUGGUGAUGUUCAGCAGGUCCGCCACAGGAAUUUCUACCAUAACAUCUCUGGAUGUUUGGGAAGGUGUUUGCGCUCUUUUCCUCUUGGGGGCACUGCUAGAGAAUUUGGUAAUUUCGCAUCUGCUUUCAAGACAUGGACUAUCAACAAUAGAAAGUACUUCUACUGAUAAGGAGAAAGAGGGAAACACAGAAACGAACAAGACGAACAAAGGAGGUGGCGCCAUGGACAAACUACUCCGCAGAAUAGACAUCAUUUCUCGAAUUGCAUUCCCGGCGGUCUUCAUUUCUUUUACAGCAAUUUUCUGGGUGACACGUAUUUUACAGUGAUCCAACAUGAACAUUUCCAAAUCAGCCGAAUAAUAUGACAGCCUAUACCCUUCACUUUUUUUCACCUGUCACCUCGGGAAAAUCAAGAACACAUGUAAAAUACUUCGAGAUCUAAAAGACUCGUGAUAGCAAAAGAAAUGUAUCACAUCCGUGCCUUUCAAAUAAAAAUACAUCAAAGAUUGAUUCCUCAGACUGUUCUUGACUUUAGGACCACCCAACUCUAUAUAAUAUAUGAUGUACAUGUACAUGCACAUGUACAUAUCAAAUACGCAGAUUAUGUACGUGUAUAGAGUAAACCAGAACAAUGACUUA
This is a messenger RNA of Lineus longissimus, 1651 nucleotides long. Its product is annotated as gamma-aminobutyric acid receptor subunit alpha-2-like. Gene Ontology annotation, biological process: monoatomic ion transmembrane transport; chemical synaptic transmission; regulation of membrane potential. The transcript has 8 exons. Lineage: Eukaryota; Metazoa; Nemertea; Pilidiophora; Heteronemertea; Lineidae. The record is from RefSeq and is a predicted model, not a curated record. Gene Ontology annotation, cellular component: plasma membrane; synapse; neuron projection. The coding region runs from base 194 to 1339 and encodes 381 amino acids. Gene Ontology annotation, molecular function: transmembrane signaling receptor activity; neurotransmitter receptor activity; extracellular ligand-gated monoatomic ion channel activity.